AUGCCCGGCAAGCCCGGCAUUCUCACGAUCUUGCUCUUUGCGGCGUCCGCCCUCGCCGCGGCGGCGGCGGCGGACACCGCCAACAUCGCCGUCUACUGGGGUCAGAACGCCACCGAGGGCACGCUCAGGGACACAUGCGGCACGGGACUCUACGCUUACGUCAACCUCGCGUUCCUCUCCAUCUUCGGCGCCGGCCGUGCUCCGGUCCUCAACCUCGCAGACCACUGCGACCCACCCUCGGGGUCGUGCGCGACCCUCGCCGCCGACAUCGCGUCAUGCCAGUCCGCCGGCGUGAAGGUGCUGCUCAGCAUGGGCGGCGGCGCGCUCGGGUACAACCUGUCCUCGCCCUCCGACGCGCAGGCCGUGGCCACCUACCUAUGGGACAACUUCCUGGGCGGCACCGCCGCCGGCGCCGCCGCGCCCCGCCCGCUCGGCGACGCGGUGCUGGACGGCGUCGACUUCGACAUAGAGGCCCCGUCGCUGUACUACGACGACCUCGCCAGGAGCCUGACGUCGCUGUACAAGGGCGACACGGGCGGCAAGAAGUACAUGCUCACCGCGGCGCCGCAGUGCCCGUUCCCGGACGCGUCCCUCCAGACCGCGCUCGCCACGGGGCUGUUCGACCGCGUGUGGGUGCAGUUCUACAACAACCCGCCGUGCCAGUUCGCGCGCGGGGACGCGGGCACGCUCCAGAGCGCGUGGGGGCAGUGGACGGCGGCUCUGCCGUCGGCGUUCGUGUACCUCGGCCUGCCGGCGUCGCUGGAUGCUGCCGGCAGCGGGUUCGUCGACGCGGACACGCUCGUGUCGCAGGUGCUGCCGAUGGUCGAAAGCGCGCCCAAUUACGGCGGGGUCAUGCUGUGGAGCCGCUCCUACGACAAGGUCUCUGGUUUUAGUGUGAAGCUGCAGAGCAACUUGCAGAACCGGAACAAAAACACAGGGAACGGCGCAUCCUCAGAUUACAAAAAGAGAAUAUAUAUAAUAGUAGGAGUCAUUGGUGGCAUCUUCCUGCUGCUCCUGCUUCUUACCACUUGUUUCAUCUGCCAUAAGAAAUACCGCGGCUUGUCGCCUCCUGUGGAGGGAUCGACCACCCCUCCAAGCAAAGAGCCAUCUGAACCAAAACUGGGAGCUCAUCAUCCAAAAAGAUACACC
Molecule: messenger RNA, 1149 nt
Organism: Triticum dicoccoides
Lineage: Eukaryota; Viridiplantae; Streptophyta; Magnoliopsida; Poales; Poaceae
Product: acidic endochitinase-like
Exons: 3
Biological process (GO): carbohydrate metabolic process
Cellular component (GO): extracellular region
Molecular function (GO): chitinase activity
Source: RefSeq, a predicted model, not a curated record